Molecule: messenger RNA, 2134 nt
Organism: Dendrobium catenatum
Lineage: Eukaryota; Viridiplantae; Streptophyta; Magnoliopsida; Asparagales; Orchidaceae
Product: importin subunit alpha-2
Exons: 11
Coding region: 144-1736 (530 amino acids)
Biological process (GO): NLS-bearing protein import into nucleus
Cellular component (GO): cytoplasm; nucleus
Molecular function (GO): protein binding; nuclear import signal receptor activity
Source: RefSeq, a predicted model, not a curated record
GUUUCUCUUUAGUUGAAAAAAAAAAGAGGAAACAGCGAAACAGGUUGCUUUUUCUUCGUUAGGGUUUUCGCUUCUCCAGGGUAUAUUUCUCACGAUUCUCUUGCGGUCAUCUCUUUCACGUCGAUCUUCUAUCAUCUGAGGCGAUGUCGCUGAGGCCAAAUGCGCGAGCGGAGGUCCGCCGAAAUAAGUACAAAGUGGCGGUGGACGCGGAGGAGGGCCGGCGGCGGAGGGAGGACAACAUGGUCGAGAUCCGGAAGAACAAGCGGGAGGAGAAUCUCCAGAAAAAGCGCCGCGAAGGCAUGCAAGUUCAGCCUUUCCCCUCAUCUGUCCAAACCUCAACUGUGGAGAAAAAGCUAGAGAGUCUUCCGGCUAUGGUAUCCGGGGUUUACUCGGAAGAAAGCUCCUUGCAGCUCGAAGCAACCACACAGUUUCGUAAAUUACUGUCAAUAGAACGCAGCCCCCCUAUCGAAGAGGUUAUCCAGUCUGGUGUUGUUCCACGGUUUGUUGAGUUUCUUACAAGGGAUGACUUUCCACAACUUCAGUUUGAAGCUGCUUGGGCACUCACCAACAUUGCCUCUGGGACCUCCGAUAAUACCAAAGUUGUGAUAGAGCAUGGGGCUGUCCCUAUAUUUGUUAAGCUUCUUGGUUCGCCCAGUGAUGAUGUGCGAGAACAGGCUGUAUGGGCAUUGGGUAAUGUUGCUGGUGAUUCUCCGAAGUGUCGGGAUCUUGUUCUUGCCAAUGGUGCAUUGAUGCCACUGCUGGCACAGCUGAAUGACCAUGCUAAGCUCUCCAUGCUUAGGAAUGCCACAUGGACGUUAUCAAAUUUUUGCAGGGGGAAACCACAACCCAACUUUGAGCAGACAAAGCCUGCUCUCCCUGCACUUAAACAUCUCAUCCAUUCAACUGAUGAGGAAGUCCUCACUGAUGCAUGCUGGGCUCUCUCUUAUCUUUCUGAUGGCACAAAUGACAAAAUCCAAUCUGUAAUUGAAGCCGAAGUUGUACCUCGGCUGGUCGAGCUUCUUUUCCAUCCGUCACCUUCAGUGCUAAUCCCUGCGCUUCGAACUGUUGGGAACAUUGUCACUGGAGAUGAUAUACAGACACAGUAUGUCAUCGGCAACGGUGCUCUUCCAUACCUUCUGAAUCUACUGACACAGAGUUAUAAGAAAAGCAUUAAGAAGGAAGCUUGUUGGACUAUCUCAAACAUAACUGCUGGAAAUAAGGAGCAAAUACAGGCCGUGAUUGAGGCUAAUAUUAUUGGUCCUCUGGUAGAUUUGCUUCAAAAUGCGGAGUUUGAUAUUAAGAAAGAGGCGGCAUGGGCCAUCUCAAAUGCCACUUCUGGGGGUACCCAUGAUCAAAUAAAGUUUCUAGUUGGCCAGGGGUGCAUAAAGCCCUUGUGUGAUCUUCUUGUCUGCCCAGACCCCAGAAUCGUGACAGUCUGCUUGGAGGGCCUCGAGAACAUCCUGAAAGUUGGCGAGGCUGAGAAAAACCUUGGAACCACUGGAGGGGUGAACCUCUAUGCUCAGAUGAUUGAUGAAGCUGAAGGCCUAGACAAGAUUGAAAAUCUCCAGAGCCAUGACAACACUGAGAUUUACGAGAAAGCUGUAAAGAUAUUGGAGACUUACUGGUUGGAAGAGGAGGAUGAAGCCAUGCCUGCUGGCGAUACUGCUCAAACCGGAUUCAACUUUGGAGCUAAUGAACAGUUCUCCGUCCCUUCCGGUGGAUUCAAAUUUGGCUAGAGGGGUGGCUUCUCGUGCCAAGUUUCCUAAGAUAUCUCAGCUCGGUGUGGGUGCGUCCAGUCAUGUCGGUCACGGUCCAGUCGGUUUAUCUGUCCUGGCGUCCAGUUUGUUGUGGUCGGGUUAUGCAGGAUGGGCGUCAAUAAACGUUUUUGGGGAGGUUGGGCUCAUCCUGGAGCUUUCUGUUUCUAUGGUGAGGAGUUUCAGAUGUGUGAUCUGAUGUAAUAUUUUGAGCUUAGCAUCUUCUCUUCACCCUUGGUAACUGCCUGAUAUUAUUUUUAAGAUUAUUUUUAGAUUUUAUAGGCGGACUAUUAUGUUCUGGUUUGUUGAUUCUAGUACAGUGUUUUGUAUUACUCUUUAUUAUGCAUAAAGCAAGAAUUUAUUCGGAUGUUUUUGGGAUC